AUGGAUAGCAAAAGGAAACUACGCAAGAGGGUUGCCAUGUUUCUGAGUGGCUUUAACCUCUUGCAACCAGUUCGUGUGGCUCUAAACUGUGCUAUUUACACGGUUACAAGGUUUAAAAUACCAACCAGCAAGCUUGGACUCUUUAUAAACAUGACAAACAUCUCCAUCACCGUGGCUUCAAGUGCCAGUUGCAUACUCAUGUCCCUCUACUUGAUUCUAAUUGCUCCAAACUUUGGACUCUCAAAGUAUAAUCGGUAUCUCUCUAUUGGUACAAACUGGCUAGUGUUCAUCUUUGACCUGUUCACCUUGAUAGCAUUUAGCACCGGAGGGGGAAAUGGACAUAUAACUUUCUACUAUUGGAUGAUUGUAAUGAGUGCAUUUUCAUUCGGUCUCACAGAGGCUAUAAUCCCUACAAUUGAUCCUUAUAAUAUUCCAUUUUUCACGUUUGGAGUUCCAUUUUCAGCCAUUCAGGUGUUUUUGUAUCAUAUCUUUUUUCUCUACAUUGCAGCUAAACUAAAACUGAAGGAUAUUAGCUACAAGAUUGUUGUUGGACAACUCUCCAUCUCUAUCAUACUCUCUCUUGGGGUGGCGGUAAUAUGGACACUUUCGUACUAUGAAUUAAAGGAAUCCAAGAGUAGAGAUUACAUUCAGCUACAAAUUGAACAAACUGGAAACUACUCCUGCAAGGUUAAUGGAACGCCAUCUAAAACUGAUGAAGUCAAGGGAACAGAAAUUGCAGUAGUAGAAGAGCAAAAUGCUCUGGUUGGAUAUAGAAAAUACAAACAUUUGAGUGAUGCAAACCAUACAGUGUCUGGGUUAUCAAAUAAGGAUAUAUGUAUUGAAGGCAUUACACUACCCACAGAGACAUUUAUAUCUGCAUGCGUUUACAUGGCAACUGGCGAAAAUGUACCUCUCCUAGUAGAGCUAUGCACCGAAAGGAGACGUGGUUCCGUUCCAAAUUACACCUACUAUUUCAAGUGCCAAGAUUCGCAAUGGAAGGGCUAUAUUAGGUAUGACAAUUCCAAACUCUAUGAUCAUACUGAAAUUGCACUGGUACUUCCAAGGCUCAAGUUUGGUCUUUUAGAAAAUUUAAAGUUUUGCUAUCCAGAAGUUACGGAUAACAUGCUACCAAAUGACAAAAACAAAGAUUUAUUCAAGGCAGUAAAGGGUGCAAAGUCCCCAAUCCUUAUUUAUACGCUUGCACUCGGAACAAUUUAUGCUUUUUAUCCAUCGGUCAUCCCAUACAAACUUAUUGACCAUCAACGCGGCUAUUGCAUUGAUUUAGCCGUCAUUCUAAUUACAUCCCUCGUCGGAUUCAUAAACUGUUUAAUGGCCAAUUUGCCAUGUUUAGAAAGAUUUAAUCCUCAAGUUGACUGGAAGGAAAACAAAAAAUGGCAAAUGUCAUGGUUUGUCUUCACUCCAUAUGUCAUGUGCACCAUUCUUGGAUUCUUGGCGCUUCAUUACAGGCACUGGGGUCUAUCUAGGUUCAUUAGAGGAAAUAUCUGGAUUGUAGGACUAAUGUCUGUCACCAUUAAUGCGUGCACAAGAGCUGCAAUAUCCGUGGCAUUCAGUGCUGCUCCAAGCCAAAAGAGCUGUGAAAAGGAUAGUCUAACGGAAAAAUAUAGGGAUAACGACCCUGAUGUCGUUCCAAAACUUGUAGCGUUCAAUUCAUUGGCGUACCAACUACUUGGAAAUGUUGUUACCACAACUGGAGCAGGCUAUCACCGCGUAUACGAACGAUAUCAAAAGGAUAAGACACACUGGCCAACUCAAGACUAUAAUGCCUUUUCAGCCUUUUGGUUCUGGGUAGCUUCUGGAAGCAAAGAGGCGUGGAACUCCUUCACACAUUCCUUUACCAGCGAUCUAAGGGCUGAGCUCACGAAAGAAAAUUAA
Molecule: messenger RNA, 1893 nt
Organism: Theileria equi strain WA
Lineage: Eukaryota; Apicomplexa; Aconoidasida; Piroplasmida; Theileriidae
Exons: 1
Coding region: 1-1893 (630 amino acids)
Source: RefSeq, a predicted model, not a curated record